This is a messenger RNA of Acanthopagrus latus (yellowfin seabream), 11046 nucleotides long. RefSeq names its product cubilin (intrinsic factor-cobalamin receptor) (gene cubn). The coding region runs from base 1 to 10887 and encodes 3628 amino acids. NCBI's taxonomy places the organism in Eukaryota, Metazoa, Chordata, Actinopteri, Spariformes, Sparidae. Gene Ontology annotation, molecular function: calcium ion binding. The transcript has 67 exons. The record is from RefSeq and is a predicted model, not a curated record.
AUGGCGCUGACACUGUGGCCCUCGUGGCUGUCUGUCAUUCUCAUUUUCCUUCUGGUGGGUCUGCAAGGAGAGCCAGGGGACACAGCACAAGGACGAAACAAGAGGACCGCUGACGAUGACCAGCCUCGUAUGCUGUCAGAGAAUGGUCACCUUGUCUUCACAUCUGGUUCAAAUAAAGAGAUCCGCUUCCAGACAUCACCAUCAGGACGGGUAAAAGUGAAUGAUGAAGACCUCACACUACUUUUAAAUCAGAUCAAAUCCAACAAAGAAGACAUUGAUGACAUUAAGGCCAAUGGAGGUGGAGUUCCUCCUGAUGUCACAAACAAACUGAACCUGCUCGAUACCAGGGUGUCAACACUUGAGAGUAAAGUGACUGCACUUGAAUCGACAGUUCAGAAGGUGUCUUGCAGCAGUAAUCCCUGUCAGAAUGGAGCAACAUGUCUGAAUACACUCAACUCAUACUACUGUUUGUGUCCCGCCAACUGGGAUGGUCCUAACUGUGCAACAGAUGUAAAUGAAUGUCAGGUGUAUUCUGGAACUGUUCAGGGUUGUCAGAAUGGAGCAACAUGUGUCAACACCCCUGGAUCAUUCACCUGUAACUGUUCUCCAGAAUGGUCUGGGACUCUCUGUUCUGUGCGUUAUGAUGACUGCAGAAAUGCAGGGCAGGACCUGUGUGUACAUGGCACAUGUAUUGACGCAGACCGUGUUGUAGCUGGACAGCCUAAAUACCAGUGCAUUUGUCAGAAUGGCUGGGAGGCUCCAGCCGGGAACCCUUCCUGUGUGGCUGACGUGAAUGAGUGUAACCUACAAAACAAACCUUGUUCCACCAACCCCCCUGUUCCCUGCUACAACACUCAGGGUUCCUUCUACUGUGGAGCCUGUCCUGCUGGUUGGCAAGGCAAUGGGUACAGCUGUCAGGAUGUGGAUGAAUGUUUGACCAAUAAUGCUGGCUGCUCCACCACUCCCAUGGUGCAAUGCUUGAACACCAUGGGCUCCUUCCACUGUGGUCCAUGCCCUCCAGGCUAUGAGGGCGAUGGGAAAACAUGCACCCAGACCAAUAUCUGCGAUACCAACAAUGGAGGCUGUCACCCAUUAGCUACCUGCUCCUCCAGCCCAGGCACAACUCUCCCUGUAUGUACAUGCCCUCCAGGCUACAUAGGUAAUGGUUAUGGACCGAAUGGUUGCACUCAGACCAGCAACAUCUGUGAGACCGACAACCCAUGUGUCAAUGGACAGUGUACGGCCACCACCUCAGCUCCUGGCUACAUCUGCAAUUGCAACUCUGGCUGGGAAGGAGCAAACUGUGACCAGAAUAUCAAUGAAUGCUCCAGCAAUCCCUGUCAGAAUGGAGGAACCUGUACCGAUGGCAUUAAUGGAUUCACAUGUGUAUGCACUGCACAGUGGACUGGCCCAUUCUGCCAGACCCCACAGCAAGUGUGUGGAGGUUACCUGACUGGUCCUGCUGGUUCCUUCAGUUAUCCCAACACCCCAGGUCAUGAUGAAUAUGAUCACCAGGUCAGCUGUGCCUGGGUUAUCCGUGUUGAGGCAAACAAGAUUCUUCGUAUUACCUUUCCUUUCUUUGAUCUGGAGAGCAGCACCAACUGCAACUUUGACUUCCUUCAGAUUCAUGAUGGGGACACUGCCAGCGCCUUCAUAAUUGGAACAUACUGUGGCCAAAAUAACCCCCAAGAGCUUUACAGCUCCCAUAAUUCACUGUAUUUCUGGUUUCGCUCUGACCACACUCUCAAUGCAGGUGGCUUCACUGUUGCUUGGCAGUCUCAGGACCCAGUGUGUGGAGGCGAACUAACUGCCCCCUAUGGCAAUUUUAACUCACCUGGUUACCCUGGGAACUACCCACCUAGCCGGGACUGCUACUGGGAGGUUACAGUGGAGCCUGGCUUGCUUAUCACCUUUGUGUUUGGGACUCUCAGUCUGGAGCAUCAUCCUGACUGCAACUUUGACUUCCUAGAGAUCCGGGAUGGUCUUCUACCAGAAGAUCCUGUCCUUGGAAAGUACUGUAGUACUGAAACGCCCGCUCCCCUGCAGACCACCGGUCCAGCAGCGUGGGUUCAUUUUCACUCUGACUUCACUGUCUCUGACCGAGGCUUCCACAUUACAUACACAACAUCACCAAGUGACCCUGGCUGUGGUGGUACCUUCUUAGACAGCGAGGGCAUCCUGAUCUCCCCCAACUGGCCCAACAACUAUGCCAACAACCGCCAAUGUGUCUAUUUGGUCAGGUUACCUGCGGGUGAGAGAGUGGCCCUAAACUUCACUCACAUGAAUCUGGAGACUCACAGCAACUGCUCUUUCGACUAUGUGGAGGUGCGUGAUGGCAGGGUGGAGACUGAUCCUCUGAUAGGGAGGUACUGUGGGAGCUCCCUGCCAGCUCCCAUCCUCUCGUCCUCCAACUUCUUGUGGAUUCGCUUCAGGUCUGACAGUUCAGUCAGCAAGGCUGGUUUCAGGGCUGUCUACGAAGUUGCUUGCGGAGGCACUUUGUCUGGGACUGGGCAGCUACGCUCUCCCUACCAUCCCAAUGCCUAUCCACACAACAAGGACUGCGAGUGGGUCAUUAACCAGUCAGAGGGCUAUGUUGUCACCCUCAACUUCCUGUCAUUUGAUGUUGAAGGAGGCUCCUGCCGUUAUGACUUUGUUGAGGUAAGGGAUGGCUCCACAUCUAGCUCUCCUCUGCUGGGGACAUUUUGUGGUGCUUCAAUUCCCCCCAGGGUUCAGUCCACUCAGAGAUCUAUGUACGUCCACUUCAAGACCGACUCCUCUGUCAGCAAUCAUGGCUUUGAAGCGGCCUAUGGCUCUGCCUUAGAGGGCUGUGGUGACACUCUGACCAGUCCAUCAGGCACCAUCACAAGCCCCGGCCACCCCAGCAGCUACCCCCAUGGUGCCAACUGUACGUGGUAUAUCAACGUUCCCCCAGGAAACCUAGUUCGGCUGUCGUUCGAUUCCUUCAACCUGGAGUACCAUUCCAACUGCAAUUAUGAUUACGUUGAAGUGUAUGACAAUGGCACUGUGCAAACUGGAACCAAGAUUGGCAGGUUCUGUGGGCGUUCAGUGCCUCCAUCCAUCACCAGUACAGACAACAUACUGACUCUGCUGUUUGUGUCCGACGCAAGUGUGGUCACUGAGGGAUUCUCUGCCAGCUAUGUGUCUCUCAAUGCAACCACAGACUGUGGUGAGACCUUCACCUCUGCCACAGGCUCCUUCAGUUCACCAAACUACCCAGACUACUAUCCCAACAACAGAGACUGUGUCUUCAAGAUCACUGUACAGGUCAACAUGCAGAUUAUGCUGAACUUCACCAGCUUUGAGUUGGAGGGCGCCUCUCCUUCUUGCAACUUGGAUUUUGUGGAGAUCAGGGAUGGUGGCUAUGAGACAUCCCCCUUGAUUGGUAAGUUCUGUGCCAGUCAGAGGCCUCCAGUCUUGGUAUCCCAUAGCAACCGUCUUUGGGUGCGAUUCCGCUCUGAUGCCAGUGUCACACGACGUGGAUUCUCUGCCCAUUGGGAUGGCACACAGUCUGGUUGUGGAGGGACGUUGACUACUGCAUCUGGGUCAUUUUCCUCUCCUAACUACCCUCUACCCUACCACCCUAAUGCUGAGUGCUACUGGACCAUCAGAACCAGCCAGGGCAGCCAGCUCCUCCUCUCUUUCUCUGAUUUUCAUCUGGAGUCCAGCACUGCCUGCCAUUACGAUUACCUGGCCGUGUAUGAUGGUAACAGCAGCAGUACUCCUGAGAUUGCCAAGUUAUGCGGCACUGGGCUGCCCAGCACCAUCAGCUCUUCCAGCAAUCAGCUUUACGUCAAACUCCGCACUGACAGCGUCGUCAACACUGGAGGCUUCUUUGCAUCAUACACCUCCAAAUGCCAAGGUAUGCUCAUCUCAGGCCGGCACAAAGGAGUAGUGGAGUCACUGAACUUCCCCAACAACUACCCAGACAACUCUCAGUGUAGCUGGACCAUCCAAGCCACCAGUGGAAACACUGUCAACUACACCUUCACUGCCUUCCAGCUGGAGGCCACUUCCAGCAGUUGUUCCUAUGACUACAUCAAGCUUUAUAAUGGUCCUAAUGAGCAAGCUCCUCUGAUUGGUACAUUCUGUGGAUCCACACCCCCACCAGCCAGCACCACCACAAGCUCAGCCCUCACACUGGUGUUCAGAACAGACACCACUGUGUCCAUGCCUGGCUUCCAGAUGAUGUGGUACCAGAAUGGUUGUGGUGGGGAGUUGUCUGCUCCAAGUGGCUCCUUCACCAGCCCAGACUAUCCAAACAGAUACCCAGAAAACAGGGAGUGUAUCUGGUAUAUCACCACAUCAGCUGGCAGCAGCAUCACACUUACUAUCCAUGAAUUUGACGUGGAGUUCCACCAAGACUGCAACUAUGAUGUUUUGGAGGUUUAUGGAGGCCCAGAUCUUUCAGCCCCUGUGCUGGCAAAGCUCUGCAGCACCACAUCCAGCCCAAUGCUCGUCUCCAGCACUGGCAACCUGGUCACAGUGCGCUUCAAAUCUGAUGCUUAUGUCAGUGGUCGAGGUUUCAAUGCAAGCUGGGCGGAAGUCCAGGGAGGCUGCGGAGGCCCAGUCACAGCUCCAUCAGGGGAGAUCCAUUCUCCUUUGUAUCCCAACAGCUAUCCCAACAAUGUGGACUGUUCCUGGGUUGUCAGUGUGGAUCCCAACCACAGAGUUUUACUCAACUUCUCUGACCUGGACAUUGAAUUCCAUAGCAACUGCUCCUGGGACUAUGUGGCUAUCCAUGAUGGGCCAACCCAAUCAUCUCCUCUGCUAGCCCAUUUGUGUGGCACCAGUCCUCCUUCCCCCAUCAUCUCCACCCAGAACACCAUCUAUGUUCGCUUUAGGUCCGAUUCCAGUCGCAGCCACCGUGGCUUCAGUGCUCGCUUCUCUACAGCUUGUGGUGCAACCAUCACAACAGAUGAUGUUGGUGGGGCCAUUGUAUCGCCACGGUAUCCAUUACCAUACCCGCCCAAUCAGAACUGUAGUUGGAUCAUCAGAGCACAGGAACCAUUCAACCAUGUGACCCUGUCAUUCACUGACUUUGAGUUAGAGAUGACCUCCAACUGCUCCCGUGAUGCUGUGGAGAUCCUAGAUGGUGAUAACUACCAGGCUCCUUUAAUUGGGCGCUACUGUGGCUCCCUCCCUCACCCUGUAACAUCCUUCAGUAACUCUUUGGUCGUCAACUUUAUCUCUGAUCAGUCGGUCUCCAGAAAAGGGUUCAGAGCCACCUACUCAGCAUCCACCUCAAGUUGUGGAGGAGAUCUGUUGAUGGAGAGUGGUGCAUUUAACAGUCCUAACUAUCCAGACGCUUAUCCACCUAAUUUGGAGUGUGUGUGGACCAUCAAGAGCUCACCAGGGAACCGCCUCCAGCUCUCAUUUAUUGUCUUUCAUCUACAGGGAGACUCUGGCUGUCAAAAUGACUACCUGGAAAUCAGAGAGGGCAACUCCACUGGGUCUCUGGUUGGUCGUUUCUGUGGAAAUUCGCUGCCUUCCAACUACACCUCUGUGAUUGGUCACAUCCUGUGGGUUAAGUUUGUUUCAGAUGCAUCAGUCAGCGGAGCAGGAUUCAGGGCCACCUUCUCACACUUGUAUGGUAAUGAUCUGACAGGGGACUCUGGACAGAUAGCAUCCCCGCUUUAUCCAAGAACGUAUCCUAAUAAUGCCAACUACCGCUGGACCAUAUCUGUGGAAGGAGACAGCUUUAUCCAGAUCCAAUUCUUGGAUAUGGACAUAGAAGACCUAUAUGACUGUUACUACGACCAGCUCAAAAUAUUUGAUGGCCCCAGUGUUCAUUACUACCCCAUUGGGACAUUUUGUGGUCUUGCCCUGCCUCCUCCACUAAGAAGUACUGCAAGCACCAUCACCCUGGAGUUCCAGUCAGAUACAGUGGUUGGAGGACGAGGCUUCCUUGUGGAAUGGACCGCUGUGCAGGAGUCUGGACCACCACCAACGAUUACACCAGGUGCAUGUGGUGGACUACUAAUGACGGGGGAGAGUCCUGGCUUCCUUUUUUCUCCUGACUGGCCUGAAAAUUACCCAGCUAACCAGGAGUGUACCUGGUUGAUACGUUCUCCAGACUCAACUGUAGAGUUCAACCUUUUGUUUCUGGACAUGGAGGACUACCCUAUGUGUUACUUUGACAGCCUUGUUAUCAGAGAUGGUGCAACUAGUCUGUCCCCCAUUCUGGCUACUGUAUGUGGUCGGCAUCUUCCAGGCUCUUUCCACUCAACGGGAGACUCCAUGUUCAUUCACUUCUCCUCAGACAGCAGCAUCAGUGGCCGAGGCUUUAAUGCUUCCUACUCUAGAGGUUGCGGUGGCCUACUGCAUGUAGACAGGGGUGUGCUGAGUAGUCCCUUUUACCCCGACAACUACCUGCCUGGUCUGGAUUGUAGCUGGCAUGUAAUGGUGACGCCUGGCUUCAGGAUUUCUGUGACUUUCCAGAGCCCUUUCCAGAUUCAGGGCUAUGGAACUGGCUGCAGUUCAGGAGACUACCUGGAGCUCAGGAAUGGUCCGGAUGGUUCAUCUCCACUGCUGGGGGAACGUAUUUGUGGUUCAAGUCCGCCAUCCCUCCUCCAGACUACUGACAACCACCUCUUUGUUCACUUUGUGUCUGAUGCUACUAAUGAGGCCACCGGCUUUAAGCUGACCUUUGAAGCCCACAGUCAAGCAUGUGGAGGCUUCAUUGAGCUAAAUGAUAAUGAUCCUCCAGGGUAUAUCACUUCACCUAACUAUCCUCAGAAUUACCCCCACAACAUUGACUGUAUCUGGGUUAUUGUUGUGCCCAAUGGAGAAGCUGUCCAAAUUGAUUUUGAGGAUGAAUUCUACAUUGAGCCCUCUACCAGUUGUGUGCAUGACUACUUGGAGCUGCAUGAUGGCUCAGCUCUCAACGCUGAAUUAAUUUCCCGGCUCUGUGGCAACACCCGACCAUCUACCCAACAUUCAACAGCUUCCUCCAUGCUGCUAAGGUUUCGUACUGACACCAGCGUUGUACACAAAGGCUUCAAAGCAAAGUACUCCAUAGGAGUAUGUGGAGGUACCUAUAUAGGUCAGAGGGGUGCAAUCCAAAGCCCUGGCUUCCCAGGAUCCAACUACCCUGAUGGCUCUAGCUGUGAGUGGUACCUGGAGGGGCCCACAGGGCACUAUCUCACUCUCAGCUAUGGAAACCUAAGCCUGCAGACCACUCCAGGAUGUGUUGCUGACUAUGUGGAGAUCAGAGAGUACAAUGCCUCAGGACGCCUACUGGGCCGGCAUUGUGGGAAUGCACUUCCAGCUUCCAUGGACACGUCUGACAGUUUUGCCUAUGUCAAGUUUGUCAGUGACACCAGCGGAAAUGCAGCUGGCUUCAGUCUGUCAUUUGAAGCCAGUGUUGAAGUCUGUGGGGGAGAGUUGAAUGCUCCCUCAGGAACUAUCUCCUCUCCCAAUUACCCCAACUUGUACCCACACAACCGGGUGUGUCGCUGGGAGCUCAGGGUGUCACCAGGCCGCAAAGUAACACUCACCAUUAAUGACCUAAGACUGGAAGAGUCUGGUAAUUCGUGUGCAUUUGACUAUGUUGAGGUCCUGAAUGGCUUGGCAGUUGAUUCCCCUCGCCUCCAGCGAUUCUGUGGUACAGUGCCAGCAGGCACCCAGGUGCACUCCUCCAGCAACACCAUGACUGUUGUGUUUCACACUGAUGCUUCUGUGUCCAAUGGUGGCUUUAUGGCGACUUACACCUCUGAGGAGCCUGCAGAUUGUGGUGGAGUCUUGAACAACCUCGCUGGUGGGAACUUCACUUCCCCUGGGUACUUAGUGUCCAACUACAGUAGCAACCUCAACUGUGAGUGGCUGAUCCAGAACCCACAACACAUCAAUUCCUCUAUUGUGGUGCUGAUAGAAGACCUGCACCUUGAAAAUCACCAGACUUGUGAGAAGGACUACCUCCAGUUCCGCUUAGGUGACUCAGAUGGGGAGCUGUUGGCCAAAUUUUGUGGACAGACCAUCCCAAGAAUUCCCAUUGUAGUUUUUACCCCAGAUCUCUGGGUCCAUUUCCAGACUGACGCCUCCCAGGGAGACCUAGGCUUUAAGGCAAAGUACUUGUUCUCGGAGUGUGGAGGCUGGCAGACAGGUGAGGGCGGGGCGUUAUCCAGUCCGAACUACCCCAACAUCUACCCUGGCCCCAGUCGCUGUGCUUGGCUGCUAGAGGCUCCAGUGGGCCACACUAUUACGCUGACCUUCAGCUACUUCAACCUAGAACCCCACUCUAAAUGUCAGUGGGACUCUGUCACCAUCUUCAAUGGAGGUUCCCCUGGCUCCCCUAUCAUUGGCCAGUACUGUGGGACCACCUCCCCGGGAGUCAUUCAGUCAGGAUCCAACAAGCUUGCUGUAGUCUUCCUGGCUGACCACAGUGUGUCCAAAGGAGGCUUUUUGGCCUCGUGGUCUGCAGAUUCCUCAGGCUGCGGAGGGGUGAUCCAUGCUGAUACCGGAACAAUCAAAUCUCCGAACUAUCCCCAGAACUUUCCUGCAAAUGUUGAGUGUUCCUGGCAGAUCAUUGCCCAUGAGGGAAACCACCUGGAGAUGAGCUUUAACAGUGAUUUCCAGAUUCCAGACAGCACCGGGACCUGCCAAAGCAGUUACAUCAAGGUGUGGUCAGGUCAGACCCAAAAUACUGAGGAUCUGCUGUCAAUAGGCUGUGGUUCCGUGGCCCCAGACCCCAUCAUUGCACCACGUAACAUCAUCACAAGCCGAUUCCAGGCCACUGAAGCCACAGGAAGAGGAUUCUCAGCUUCCUUCAGCACCAGGUGUGGCGCAACCUUUACGGAUCCUGUUGGUCGUGUGGUAUCUCCAAAUUAUCCAGCCAACUACCCUGCCCGCUCCAACUGCAAUUACACAAUAGAAGCGGGAGAACAAACUCUGGUUGUCCUAACCUUUCAGGUCUUUCAAAUAGAAGCACACUCCACCUGUCAGUAUGAUGGGCUGAAGAUAUACAACCUGGCCACUAGUGGCCCUCCUGUUGCAACUGUGUGUGGUUCCAGCAUCCCAGGACCCUUCACCACGUUUGGCCCCAUGUUACUCCACUUCUACUCUGACAAUUCAAUGGCGGACAAUGGUUUCAUGGCAGAAUACAGCGUCUUUCCAUGUGGUGGUUUCUUCAACAGCUCUAUGGGUACAGUGAGCAGUCCUGCACACUCUGUAAUCAACUACCACCACAACAUCAACUGUACCUACCAUAUCAUGGUUCAAGCAGACAGAGUAGUGGAUCUCAAAUUUAACAGCUUCCACCUUGAAGCGUCUUCUUCCUGUCGCUAUGAUUAUGUGGCAGUGUACGAUGGACUGGACACCUUGGCGCCUUUGCUUGGGAAAUUCUGCGGUACAGUGCUUCCGCCCAAUCUCCGCUCCUCCAGCAACCAUCUGUUCAUCGUUUUCAAGACAGAUUCUUCAGUGAGUGGGAUUGGCUGGAGGGCAACUUACAGUGAGACACUCGGUCCAGCACAGGGAUGUGGUGGCUACCUGUCCAUGCCCAUGGGCAUGUUUGGUUCUCCAGAUCCAAACUUGGAUGAGAAGUAUGAGCCCCGGAUGGACUGCCUGUGGAUCAUUGAGAUGCCAGUCAACAAGGCUGUCAACCUGAGCUUCAAUUCCUUUGAGCUUGAAAGCUCUUCUACUUGCCGCUAUGACUAUGUCAAAGUGUUUGAUGGUGACAAUGCAAAUUUCCCUCUGGUUGGGACAUUUUGUGGAAACUCCAUCCCUUCAUAUUUUGUAUCAACUGGAAACUUACUGACUAUCCAGUUUAUCACUGAUAGCUCAGUUCAGAGACGAGGCUUCAAUGCUACAUACAGAGCUGUGCCAAUGGUUUGCGGUGGGAUUCUAAACACCACAACCACCAUUCAGACCCUGACCUCACCUUCAUUUCCCAAUGCCUACCCUCCUUACACCUCCUGUCGCUGGAUCCUGGAUGCUCUGCCACAGGAAACCAUCAAAGUUUCAGUCCAGAGCUUUGUCCUCCAGCCUAGUCAAAGCUGUGAUGCCAACUUCCUGGAAAUAAAGGAUUGGCCUGUGGGAGACUAUGGGCAGUCACAUAGGUUCUGUGCAUCAGAUGGACAUCCACCAGACUUUUAUAGCUACAGCAGAACCAUCCUCAUACAUUUCAAAUCUGAUUCCUUCAUGGCAGGAAAUGGCCUGAGCUUCACCCAUCAGAUCACCAGUUGUAGCAGAACCUACGAACAGGAAUAUGGCUAUCUGAAGAGUCCUGGCUGGCCUGACAUCUACCCCCACAACAUGGACUGCACCAUUAUCCUAAAAGCACCACAGAACAGCAUCAUCUCCUUCUUCUUCAACAGUUUUGAUGUGGAAAGCCACAGCGCCUGUCAAUUUGACUACCUGGAGAUCCGUAAUGGCAGUACAGCAGACUCCCCACUGAUUGGUAAGUUCUGUGGCAGCACCUUGCCCAGCCCUGUCUUCCCACAAUCCAAUCUGCUCUACCUACGCUUCAAGAGUGACUUCUCCCACGCCCGAGAUGGCUUUGAGGCCACAUGGACAUCAUCCACCCAAGGUUGUGGCGGCACUUUGUAUGGAGACCAUGGCUCAUUCUCAAGUCCCAACUACCCAGGAAGCUAUCCAAAUGGUACCCACUGUGAAUGGGACAUCAAGGCUCCCAGAGGUCGUGUGGUGACCAUCACAUUUGCCCAGAUCAGUAUUGAUGAUCCUGGAGAUUGCCAGAACAACUUCUUAAAGUUGUAUGAUGGCCCAGACGCCUCCUCACAGCCUGUUGGACCUUACUGCGGAGCGGAAACCAACAUUGCUCCAUUCACAGCCUCCUCCCAUCGAGUCUACAUUGUUUUCCAAGCACAGUACACCACUCUGCCUUCAGGGUUCAGACUCACCUGGAGCAGCUGAAAGAACGUCCACCACACUCAUGCACAGUUGCUGACUGAUGUCCUAAUUAAUGUUUUAAAGGUUAUUGCAUGCUGCGCAUUUAUUUUUUGAUCAAAUGUAAAUAGUAAAUACAUAUUGUCAUUUUCUGUCUUAAUAAACAUGAUUCAAGAAGAACUACAA